AUGAGAUCUCCAGUACAAGGACGACCAUUGAUAUUGUACACGGCUUCCAGUGAUGUUGCUAUUGGGGCACUGCUAGCUCAAGAAGAUGAAGAAGGAGUUGAACAUCCAAUCUACUAUUACAGCCGAACCAUGAAAGAUGCUCAACUCAGAUACCCGAAAGCUGAAAGAACGUGCUUGAUGUCAGAGUUCGACAUAGUAUGUGUUUCUCCCAAAGCAAUCAAAGGUCAAGCAGUAGCAGAUCUACUGGCUUCCUUUCAAGGGGAAGAUUCCACGACACUACAGGACAAUGUACCAGGUGAAUUUCCAGAAAUUUCAGUCGUCAAGGAAGAAACGUCGUUGUUGUACUUUGAUGGAUCUGCUACUCCUAGCAACGAUACUGGAGGAGCGGGAAUAGUCUUGGUCUCUCCAUCUGGUGAAGUAUUCUCACAUUCAUUUAAGAUGGAUUUCCACUGUACAAAUAACUCAGCAGAAUACGAAGCCUUCUUGCUAGGAUUAUCCUUAGCUAAACAGGCAGGAGCGAUGCAUCUGGAGAUCAUAGGAGAUUCAAAACUGCUGGUCAAUCAAAUGAAUAGGAUAUACUCUCUCAAGGAGAUAACGCUUGCUCCAUUCAGGGAUGAAGCGCAGCGACUCCUAACUCAUUUCGCUGAUGCAACUAUCACUCACACUGGCCAGACCGACAAUAGACAUGUUGAUUGCUUGGCAACCCUCGCCUCCAAGUUGCAAUUCGAAGGGUCAUAG
Molecule: messenger RNA, 738 nt
Organism: Papaver somniferum (opium poppy)
Lineage: Eukaryota; Viridiplantae; Streptophyta; Magnoliopsida; Ranunculales; Papaveraceae
Exons: 2
Coding region: 1-738 (245 amino acids)
Molecular function (GO): RNA-DNA hybrid ribonuclease activity; nucleic acid binding
Source: RefSeq, a predicted model, not a curated record